AUUAUUAAUUAUUAUGUAGCAAUGAAUAUAAGAGAUGUGGACAGGGAAUUCUUAUGCAUUUGGAGGUCAUGUAAUAAUCGGAAAAAGCAACUCUGCUGUAAUGAUUUCCGCAGAUACUGGAACAUUAAUUUAGCUUAAAAUCUCAAAUGCAGAAUCAACAAUCGGAGACGGCCGUCAAGGGCAACAUUUCUAGGUCAGAUAUUCUUUCUUCAGCACCGGUCACGCCCAUGUCUUCAUCGGCACCGCCAGACGCGUCCACCACCGGCCAAAAAGGUAGAAAAUCGCUUGGGUUUUUGAAAAAUGCGGUGAAAUACAAACACAACUUCAUUCAGUUGUUCGCCAUGACCGGGAUUUUGCUGCUGAGCAUGCGAUCAUUGGGCCAGAAAUACCGCAUCCACGACCUCCAAGAGGACACCGCUGCUCUCAAGCAAGAGCAGGAAGCUCUCACUGACCGCAUGAAGAACAUCAAACGUGGCCUCCUCCACGAGGCCUCUCUCGAGCCCUCUGGUCGCUUCGCUUCCCGCCUCCGCCUCCUCUUCGGCGACGAUAAUUAGACUCAACUGAACCCCCUCUCAGUGAUUUUCCUUAAACAAUAUCUUUAUUAUGUCCUCUAUAAUGUUCAGAGAUGUUUUGCGCUUUUUCUCUUUGGGUUAGUAAUAUUUUUUAGAAUCUUUCCUGAAUCUGCGAAAUGCUCUUUGAUUUGCUUAUGUUUUUGGUUGGGUUUCUAUGAUAUGAACAAGAUUUGAUUAAAUUUCAAUUGGUUGACGUUUUGAGAAGGUCUCGUGCUAGAGUUUGUUCUGUUUGUUUUGUCAAUCGAAUUUAGCCCUUUAGCAUUAAGGGUCUAUCCAUUUAGUUGAAUAGAAGAGUUAUUCAUGUCUGUAAGUGUCUGUGACACAUGAAUUUCCAUAUUGAUUCUGCCUAGGUUUAGAUAAUAUGUCAUAUUUUGCUCCAAUCAAUUAAAAAGUUGCAGAAGUUGAAAAUGAUGAGGUUUGGAAACAUUUUUGUUGUUUAAUGUCUAUUGAACACUUCAAAGGAAAAUAGGAUCACAGAGAAUUAAGAGAAGUUGGUUUCUUUUUGAGUUGCUGAGUAACAAAAUCUGUGUUAUUCUAUGUGUCUAAGUAUAUGGAGAAGGUGGCCUAACAUGGCUACUUACGUGGAAUAAUUAUUUAGGCAUCUGAAAGAUUCACUUUUAGCUGAACCGGUUAGUUGCAUUGUGGAGAUUGUUGGAUACAGACUUACAGGUAUCAACAGAAUUUCUAGUGAUCCUGUGAACAUCAAUCCUGGCUCAAAAUGGGGUUUAAGUGUAAGGAUUUUUGGCUUGUAAUUGUUUCCUUUGGUCUUUAUUGUUUGCUGCCUCUGGCGGUUGUUAUACUUGUUAUUCUUGGGUAAUAAAAUUUCAAUUAUCCAAAAAAAAUCACUUUUAAUUCUUAUUGAUGCCUUGUCUUCCCAGCGGCUGCUGUGGGCUAAGAGUGGAAGAAGUCCAUGAGGACCAAAAAUGGCUUUCUCAGUAGAACAUUUUGCAAGUUAGUUAACUAAUGAACACCCUAUUGGCCAAAAAAAAAAAAAAA
Messenger RNA from Durio zibethinus, 1568 nucleotides. RefSeq lists its product as uncharacterized. Lineage: Eukaryota; Viridiplantae; Streptophyta; Magnoliopsida; Malvales; Malvaceae. The record is from RefSeq and is a predicted model, not a curated record.